Messenger RNA from Drosophila santomea, 682 nucleotides. It is a transcript of the gene Cpr11B, whose product is annotated as endocuticle structural glycoprotein SgAbd-8. Bases 57 to 656 code for a protein of 199 amino acids. Gene Ontology annotation, molecular function: structural constituent of chitin-based larval cuticle. The record is from RefSeq and is a predicted model, not a curated record. The transcript has 3 exons. Gene Ontology annotation, cellular component: chitin-based extracellular matrix. Lineage: Eukaryota; Metazoa; Arthropoda; Insecta; Diptera; Drosophilidae.
UUUUUUUUUUGCAAGUGCCUUGUGUGUUCUGUGAUUUGUGGUUUAAAAGCGCGAAAAUGAUGCGACCUCUGUUGACCGUUGCCCUUGUGCUAUUCGGCUUUUCAUCGGCCAUUUGGGCCGGUCGUCUUAGCCAGCGGUAUUUGCCCACUCCGCAGGCGAGUCAGCUGCACUACCACGGUGUCAGUGGCCAAGGACACGCUCGUCCUGGCGCAGGACAUUCAUUUGGCGGCGCCUCCAGUUUCCAGCGUCAGCAACAGCCCCAAAUUCCCAUCGUGAGGAGCGAUUAUAACAGCGACGCCAAUGGCAACUACAACUUCGGUUUUGACACUGGCAAUGGCAUUCACCGCGAUGAGACCGGUGAGUUCCGCGGCGGAUGGCCCCACGGAUCGCUGGGUGUCCAGGGAUCCUACUCAUACACUGGCGACGAUGGCAAGCAGUACACGGUGAACUAUACGGCUGAUAAGAACGGAUUCCAUGCCGAAGGUGCCCAUCUGCCCGUUUCUCCCGCGGUGCCCGCUGCUCCAGCUGGUCGCAGCUCUUAUGGCGCCGGAGGAUCUGGCUACCGCGGAUCGGCCUCAUCGCAUGUCCCUGCUCCUGCUCCUGCUCCUGCCACUCGCUAUCUGCCACCAGGAUAUCGCCAGCGCAGGCACUACUAAGUGAUAUAAUCAAUGGGAUGGACAGA